CCCUCAAGUCAGGGGGCUAAGAAGACAUGGAAGAAGAAACGUUUCAGGGCAGGUUCCCUGCCCUCUGGGCCACUCCCCCUGGGCUCCUCACUUUUUUGUCACUUGUCUUGUACUGCUCUUGGUCCCACUUAUCACCUAUAGAGUCUUACCCUGUUGUUGUUGUUUUUUUUUUUUUUUGCUUCCAAUUUAUGUUGCUUUUUAAUACAAAGCAAAUAUGUCUAUUUUACAUAAAUUAGAAUGUUGCUAAAUACAAUGAAAAUACCCGCCCCCCCAAUCUCCUUCUCCACCCCCUGCAGAGGUAAAUACUGCUAGCUAGCUUCCUGUUAAUUUCCAGACUAUUGCUUUGGAUAAAUACACAAGUAUUAAUAUGUUUUCUACCAAAAGGUUAUGGGGGAGGGAGGCUCAAAAGGCAUGUCCCCUGUGCUCAUACUGAGGGUGGGACGGACCAUCAUCAGGUCUGGGUGAUGUUGGAGGGUCCCUGCCUGGCUAGUUACUGUCCCAGCUGUGGCUCUCGGGUUACGAUCUGGGGGCAGAUCUGAAAUGCAACCUCUGUUUUGAGGUCAGGAUUCCUACUCCCUAACCAACAAAGUCCAAGGGACCCUCUGGCACCCCCCCCCCCCCCCCCACACACACACACACUGCUGAGGCUCCCUGUUCCUCAUGUAAAUGGAUGCCAGCUGGGGCCAUCCCAUCUGUUCUGCCUACAGCAAAGACAUCCUGGGUGCUUACAGCUGGGGCUCAGCACCCCCUCCUAGCCCACUGUAUAUAAAUACAGAGGAUCAGAGAUAAAGAAGUGUGACUGGUGAGGCAGGAGGUGGGGUCUUGAGCCAAUGUUUCUAGGAAAAGCGUAAGAUGUUGCCCCAGGGAAGGUGGGGAGGAAGAAUCAUGCUGCACCAUGCUGCCUCAUGGGAAUUCUCCCCCCCCCCCCCCCCCCCCCCGGUCUAGGGCUAGGGUUUGGUCAGAAGAUAGAUGGAGGAGAUACUAGCACCAAGGGGCCCUGGCUCUGUCUGGACAAGGAGGGAAUCUGUAAUAGAACAAUUUGAGUUGUGUAAGACAAGAGCCCAGCUCCAAGGACUUUAAAACAAAAAAGGAAUGAUUUAGGUCACAUAACUGAGAAGUUCAGGGUGCAGCUAGAGCCAGGGGCAUAGUAUGGUUAGGCAUGCAUCUCUUCAUCCCUUGGCUCUGUCUCCUUCUGUGUCAGUUUUAUUCUCAGCCAGGCUCUUUCCAGGCAGUGGCAAAGGAGUCCUUAUCCUUCCUUCCAGCUCAGCCCCGUGGGAAGGGAAACUAAUGUCUCUUUCUUAUUGGUACAGCCAAGGUUGCAGGUUGAUUAUGAUUCACCUGAAUCCUAUACCCAACUCUGAACUAAUUAUUUCAGGAAGAGGAGUGGAAUAUGAAGAUUGGCCAGGCCUAUUUCUCUCGCUCACACCUGGAGCUAGGGAGUGGGGUUAGCGCCCCCAACAGGCACAUGGGUAGAAGAGGGAAGGCCCCAAAGUUCAGCCAGGAUUGGGGAAGGGAAUCUGGGCACAGGUCAACACUAACAGGUAUCCUUGGAAGUGAAGCCAGGAGGUAUGGUAGGAAUGCAGGAGGCAAGAUGGCGAGUGGGCCAAAUGGGCUCGAGGAGUGGGUGGGCAGCGCAUACCUGUUUGUGGAGUCCUCGCUGGAUAAAGUGGUCCUGUCUGAUGCCUACGCUCACCCCCAGCAGAAGGUGGCGGUGUACAGGGCUCUGCGGACUGCACUGGCAGAGAGUGUUGGGAGUCCGGAGGUGCUGCAGAUGCUCAAGAUCCACCGCAGUGAACCGCAGCUGAUUGUGCAGGUGCGUUUCUGCGGACGCCAGCCCUGCAGCCGCUUCCUGCGAGCUUACCGCGAGGGGGCGCUGCGCGCCGCGCUGCAAGGGUGCUUGGCAGCAGCACUCGCCCAGCAUUCGGUGCCGUUGGAACUGGAGCUGCGCGCUGGCGUGGAGCGACUGGAUACCUUGCUGACGGAUGAAGAGCGCUGUUUGAGUUGCAUCUUCGCCCAGAAGCCUGACCGGCUCCGGGACGACGAGCUCUCUGAGUUAGAGGAUGCGCUCCGGAAUCUGACAUGCGGCUCGGGGGGCCAGGGUAGCGACGUGGAGGUCGCUCCGGUGCCCUCACAGUCCCUGGAUGCCUCUCUCUCAGACGAGAAGCCGCCGCCGCCGCCGCCGCCGCCGCCGCCAUCUGGCCAGACUUUUCUGUUCCAGGGUCAGCCCAUAGUGAACCGGCCGCUGAGCCUGCAGGACCAACAGACGUUCGCGCGCUCAGUAGGCCUCAAGUGGCGCAAAGUGGGGCGCUCCUUGCAGCGAGGCUGUCGUGCGCUGCGGGACCCGGCGCUCGACUCACUGGCCUAUGAGUACGAGCGCGACGGGCUGUAUGAGCAGGCCUUCCAGCUGCUGCGGCGCUUCGUGCAGGCCGAGGGUCGCCGCGCCACGCUGCAGCGCCUGGUAGAGGCACUAGAGGAGAACGAGCUCACCAGCCUGGCAGAGGACUUGCUGGGCCUGGCGAAUCCCGAUGGCGGCCUGGCCUAGGCUGGGUACCAGAGAAAGGGACGAUCGGCCAGUUGUCCAGCCCAGGUUUGGAGCACUUGGAUGACCCUAGAGUCCCUUCUGCUGCUACUGCUGAGCUCUGUCCAUCCAUGGGACUCUGAGACCACACUUAUAACCCCACUUAGCCGAACUGUUGGAGCUGCUGGGCAGUGUUGAUUGCCUUCUUCAAGAGUUGGGCAAGCACCCACCAUGCCUACUGGGGUGCCACUGGGGAUUUGGCUCCAGAUACUAUGACAGAGACAGAGUGCAUGGGUAACCUGCUGCAGCAGUCUGCCCACCCCAAAUGAAGGGCUUCUGGCCAGCCCUUACCUCUUCACUCACUGAACAGGUAACUGCUCAUUAAGCACUGCUGUGUCCCAGUUAUCAUCCUGGUGCUGUAAAUACUGUGGUGAACAAGAUACAUGAAACUGCCUGCCCCCAGUUCAUACUCAGUGUCGGACUGCAGAUAUUAAGCAACUGUAAUAAAAGAUCACCUGUU
Messenger RNA from Neofelis nebulosa (Clouded leopard), 3038 nucleotides. RefSeq names its product TNFRSF1A associated via death domain (gene TRADD). The transcript has 5 exons. Gene Ontology annotation, biological process: positive regulation of canonical NF-kappaB signal transduction; extrinsic apoptotic signaling pathway. Gene Ontology annotation, cellular component: tumor necrosis factor receptor superfamily complex. The record is from RefSeq and is a predicted model, not a curated record. Gene Ontology annotation, molecular function: transmembrane receptor protein tyrosine kinase adaptor activity. NCBI's taxonomy places the organism in Eukaryota, Metazoa, Chordata, Mammalia, Carnivora, Felidae. Bases 1391 to 2542 code for a protein of 383 amino acids.